ACCCACCAAAUGGAUAAGAGGAAGAAAGGAUCUUCUACGGAAUUGAGGCUGAUGUUGGUCGGUAGCAGUGGACAUUCCCAGUUCUUACUAACCAACGCCAUUCUUGGGAGGGAGGAGUUUUCUAAGGAUGUCAUCAGCAUUUCUGACAGCAGGAAGUAUGUUGGAGAACUGGCUGGUAGACGAAUGGCUGUGGUCAAUGGACCGAACCUCUACGAAAAGGAUAUAUCUCAAGUUAAGAGGAAGGUGGAGCUGAGAAGGUCUAAGUGCUUAUGUAUCCCUGGUCCCCAUGCCUUUCUUGUCGCCUUUGACAUGGAUAAAGUCUCCCCAGAUGACAUGAGAACCCCCAAGCUGAUGAUGAGACGUUUUGGAAGACACUGUCUGAGACACUGCAUGGUUCUCCUGGCCUUUGAAGGAAAUAUGGAGGAAGCUGUCUUGGAAGACAGGGUGAAGAAAACUGACUGGCACCUGAGAGAACUGAUUGAGAAGUUUGGCGGACGCUUUCAUGUUUUCAGCAAGAACUGGAGGGAUCGCAGCCGUGAUGGAGGGCUGCUGCAGAAGCUUGAGUUGAUGGUUGCCUCCUUAGGGGGAGGGCACUUCUCUAGCAAAACUUUCCUGAAAGCAGAGGACAAGGUGCGGAAGGAGGAAAAGAGGCUUAGAAAGCAGAGGGCAGCAGCGAAUGAGAAAGCGUGGACUAAGAUGGGGAAGCAAUACAUAUCGGAUGAGUUGUAUCCCCAGCCGGCUGCCUACACCACCGAUGAAGAGAUCAGAGCCAAGGCAGAGAUGGACAAUGGCUGGCUGAGAAAAUCCCUGGCUAGAGGGUUGGGGACAGGUUUAGUUGUGGGAACUGUCAUGGGUGCACUGUUUGGCUCUAUAGAGGGGCCAGGGGGGAUGGUUCUCUAUGGGAUCAUAGGUGGUGCAGUAGGUGGUUCAGCAGGAGGAACAGCCAUGGUGGCUACUAAGCAUAUAGAGGACAGAGUGGCCCCAACUGCGAGACUCAACUUCAACUCAAUCUUUAUCAAUCGCUUCUUUGCAGCUCCUCGUCAAUGA
Scomber scombrus (Atlantic mackerel) is the source of this 1047-nucleotide messenger RNA. RefSeq names its product GTPase IMAP family member 9. NCBI's taxonomy places the organism in Eukaryota, Metazoa, Chordata, Actinopteri, Scombriformes, Scombridae. The transcript has 2 exons. Gene Ontology annotation, molecular function: GTP binding. The record is from RefSeq and is a predicted model, not a curated record. The coding region runs from base 10 to 1047 and encodes 345 amino acids.